Messenger RNA from Sinocyclocheilus anshuiensis, 764 nucleotides. RefSeq names its product prolactin 2 (gene prl2). Gene Ontology annotation, cellular component: extracellular region. The transcript has 5 exons. The record is from RefSeq and is a predicted model, not a curated record. NCBI's taxonomy places the organism in Eukaryota, Metazoa, Chordata, Actinopteri, Cypriniformes, Cyprinidae. Gene Ontology annotation, biological process: positive regulation of receptor signaling pathway via JAK-STAT; response to nutrient levels. Bases 1 to 681 code for a protein of 226 amino acids. Gene Ontology annotation, molecular function: hormone activity.
AUGUCCAGGAGCCUGAAGCAAGUGGCUGUGCUGCUUGUGGCACUUCUGUGCCUGGAUCCUCACGGCCGGGUCGGCUCCGCACCCAUCUGCGCACACGGGCCAUCAGGAUGCCACGUCCCGUCCCUGGCAGAUCUCUUCGACAGGGUCAUUCAGCACUCUGCCAGAAUGCACAGCCUCUCCAACGAUCUGCACUCAGAGUUUGAACAGUAUUUCCUCCCCAGCAAAAACCAUAUUGGAAAGAUCUACCGCAAGUGUCACACCUCCAACAUUUUGACUCCAAACGGCAAAGAGAAUGCACAGAAACUAGCUCGUGAAGAGUUAACGGAGGUGAUUCUUAAACUGCUGAUGGCCUGGAGGGACCCCCUGUUCCAGCUGCACCAGAGCAUGGCUCACCAGCAGGACUUCAACAGCUUCAGCAGUAACAAAGCCCUGGAGAUGGGGGACAUGGCCCAUGAGCUGAGGAAAGGGGUGGAGAAAGUAGCUGAGAAGAUGCGAGUACUGGGAAUGCUCGGCAACUCUGUGACAGGUCUGUCUGCGGCAGAAGCCAUGCUUCCUCUCUCUGACAGCGGAGAGGCCAUGAGCGACUACGAGCUCCUGUACUGCUUUCGACGUGAUUCGAACAAAGUCCAGAACUAUCUAAAGAUCCUUAAGUGCAGAAUUGUACCGGAGCACGACUGUUAGGAAAAAAAAAACAUUGGCCUUUCACCUGCACUACUGGACAGCACAAAGGACACAUGCUGGUCCACAGUUAUCAAGCAUGUUUG